Molecule: messenger RNA, 948 nt
Organism: Geosmithia morbida
Lineage: Eukaryota; Fungi; Ascomycota; Sordariomycetes; Hypocreales; Bionectriaceae
Exons: 2
Coding region: 1-948 (315 amino acids)
Source: RefSeq, a predicted model, not a curated record
AUGGCGACGGAGCACGAUGCCAUAGAGCUCAGCGCCGAGUCCACCUGGAGACUCGGCGACGGAGCACGCCCUAUCCUUAGCACUGGUCCUAGUACUGCCAGGUCGCACUCAUCGUCGUCGCUCCCACCGUACCGCGCUCUAUCGGAGGAGGAUGACGGCUUAAUAGGCGGGGGGCUCCCCGAACCUGACGUGUGCUUCACAUCGGUUCAAGCUUUGAUAGACACGAUUGAUAACUUGCCGCGGGAUUCCAAUGGCAUCGUUGUCGGCCGGGUCACGCCAGGCAGCUUCGACGAGAUCCGACGCAGGCGAGAUGCCGACAGCAGGGGGUGGAGGCUCUCUUACCUAGCUGACCAUUACUUGGCCAUAAUGACGACCACCUUCCCGGCCAACCGCAACCCUGGUGCCUCUCAGGGGGAAGGCGACACCGGAGGUCGGCCGUCCGGGCCAGGUGACGGCGAUGGCGAUAACAUGUGGCCGACGAUAGUCUUCGAGACUGGCUAUUCGCAGACUCUAGAGAGCCUGCGGGCUAAGAUGGGGUGGUGGUUCUCCACGUCUAGGAACCAGGUCAAGAUCGUCGUGCUAACCAAGGCCUUCCCAACCGACGAGGCCACCAAGCGCAUCUUAUUUGAGCAGUGGCGCGUGGAGUCGGCCCGGCCACCACGCCCCGGUGCAACGACUACGCGGCUGUUCAAUGCAACGUCCGGCACCGCUCUACAGCCAAUUCGCACCCAACUGAUCAAUGUAGUCUGGGCCCUCCCGGGCGUACUCUUCAGCGACGCGACCGACGCGCAGAAACGAAGCCUGGAUUCGUAUAGUGUGACCAGGGGUCCAUUGUCGCUAAGCUUUACCUUCCUCUUCCUCCGGCCCCCCGACCUCCCUGUUGCAGGGGACAUCAUCAUCCCGGACCGGGACCUUCAGCUAUGCGCAAGGCGAGUGUGGGUGGGGUGA